CAAGUACCCAAACCCUUUCGAUCUGCUCAACUACCAAACUCUGCUCCUCCCUGCUUCCGUCACGCGAGAGCACUCCACUCCCACGCGAACCCUAGCAGUGGUUCUCCCUCGGGGCCCCGCUAAGCAGCUUGGUUCCAAGCUGUAGAAGCAUCUCCGAUCCCAUCCGCGGCGGGUUGAGGCCAUCAGCUCCGGUUUCUGCAGCCGGAUUUGGGAUCCGCGAGAUGUCUUGGUCCGCGCCCGACGACAUCCUCCUCUCCACCUCCCUCGCCGGCUUCUUGGACAGUGAGUUUAUGAGAUCGCCUUCUGAGCUUGUCUAGUUUCCUAGAUGCUGAUAUUGGUCCGUAGGAGCCGAUGCGCUUAGAUUUGAUUUUUAGGGGGGUCGUAGAUCCCACUGGCCUAGUUUUCUGCUUGUGGAAGCCGUGACUCUAAGUCAUUGUGCGAAUUUCGUACCGACGAUUGCCUUCUGUGAGUGGGUUCGGAUCAAAAGCAUGCACAUUAUUAUGUGACUCUGCAAAUCCUUGUAGCAGUUGUUAGUAGGAGAAGAGGGAAGGCUCUUACUGGUUACGCAGUUAUCCAUAUUUAAUACAACUCAUUUGGUUUUGGCGAAAGAUACUAUUUUUCCUGUAACUCAGUCAAAUUUUAUCUUGUGACUGACUGACUUCCUUCAACUUUGUGAAAACUUUCAUGGGUUUAUCUGUUUAUGCAGAUAGAUACAUAUUUUUGUGUGUGUGUGUACGGUUUGUGCCAAUAUCUGAAUGCUACCAUGUGUCUGUACUGAAUGGGAUUGUCUUAUGUUUGUUGAUGGAAAUGAGGAAAUCUUACCUGGAGUUGGUUGUGCCUCGUGGAAUAUGGAGGCAGAGUUCUGAGAAACUUAUUGUCCUGCUAAGAGAUGGACGGAAACUGCUUGGCACCCUCUGCUCAUUUGAUCAGUUUGCAAAUGUUGUUCUUCAGGGUGCUUGUGAACGAGUGAUUGUGGGGGAACAAUAUUGUGAUGUUCCUCUUGGGCUGUACGUAAUCCGGGGAGAGAACGUUGUUUUAAUCGGAGAAUUGGAUCGCGAAAAGGAUGAACUCCCUGCUCACAUGACCUGUGUUUCAGAAGCAGAAAUAAGAAAGGCUGAAAAGGCAGAACGGGAAGCCAGAGAUCUGAAAGGGACGAUGAGGAAACGGAUGGAGUUCCUGGACUUCGAUUAACACCGUCACCGCGGCCGUUGCCGCUCCCCAUUGUGGCGGAAUCUUUAGUGGCGGCCUGUGUGCCAUACAUGCCUGGUGACCGCGCCGGCGCACCUUGGAUUGCUGGAGGGUUUAGCGAACAGUUUCUUUUUAACUAGCAGUGCUGUUUUAUACUCUCGUGGCCACAGACCCUUUGAGCGCCUCCUGAUACAGCUUUGUCACCACUCUGAUCAUUGCCUCGAUGAAUUUAUAUACCUGACGUUUUGGAUU
Zea mays is the source of this 1440-nucleotide messenger RNA. RefSeq lists its product as uncharacterized. The record is from RefSeq and is marked predicted. Gene Ontology annotation, cellular component: Lsm1-7-Pat1 complex; P-body. Gene Ontology annotation, molecular function: mRNA binding. NCBI's taxonomy places the organism in Eukaryota, Viridiplantae, Streptophyta, Magnoliopsida, Poales, Poaceae. The transcript is spliced from 5 exons. The coding region runs from base 685 to 1191 and encodes 168 amino acids. Gene Ontology annotation, biological process: deadenylation-dependent decapping of nuclear-transcribed mRNA.